GCAACGUACACGAUGCCUCAUCUGCUACGCCAGAAUCUGUUGCUGCCCGCACCGCCGACAGUCGCGCUGCACGAUCCUCGCACCCAUCUGCGACACCUGCCGCCGGCCUAUAGCAACGCUCAGACGCCCUACAGUCGGGACAAGGAUUUCGCACCUCAGCUGCGCUAUCAACUGGACCUGCCGAAGAAACCAAAGCUGAGACCCUGCAAGGUCAUCUUCGUGGGUGACUGUGCUGUGGGCAAAACGGCCAUGGUGAAUCGCUUCUGCUAUGACAAAUUCCAGUCUAACUAUAAAGCCACAAUUGGCGUUGAUUUCGAGCUAGAGAACUUUAGUAUACUGGGUCACAAUUUCAGCCUGGAAAUGUGGGACACGGCUGGCCAGGAGCGCUUCAAGUGCAUAGCGGGCGCCUAUUAUCGCAAUGCCAGUGUUAUUGUAGCCACCUAUGACAUGUCCAAACGGGAAUCACUGGAAGCCGCCAAGAAAUGGCUUUCGAGCGCUUUGAAUUACAAUACAGCACAGAAACCCUUAGUAUUUCUAGUGGGCACAAAGGCAGAUCUAUUGACCAAAGAGGAGUUCGUGAGAAUGGAGCGUAUUGCUGGACUUGCAGCAGCGGAGGUAAAGGCGGAAUUUUGGUCCGUAUCGGCACGUUCCGGUUAUAAAAUAACAGAGUUUUUUCAACGUUUGGCUGCUUUGGCUUUCGAAACAGCCGUGCAGCAACAGUUGAAAGUCCUACAAGCCACAGCAAAGGAGCAGACAACACAAACACAAGAAAAGUCGCAAAAAUUUGAUUUACGCAAUUACUUUGGCAGUCGCUCUGGCAAGCAAAAAAGUGGCUGUGCCUGCUGAUAAACUGGUACCAAUUUUAUGUUACUUCAAUAAAUAAACUUUAACACAAAUAUUCAUAGAAUCUUAAAAUCAACCGUUUUUAAUUUGAAACUAAAAAUAACAGAGUUGCCGCUUGAUUUUGCUGCGUUGCCAUCAAGCUGCCACACUGUUUCAACAUCACACUAUUUGGCGUUGCCA
Drosophila hydei is the source of this 1023-nucleotide messenger RNA. It is a transcript of the gene RabX5, whose product is annotated as ras-related protein Rab-34. The record is from RefSeq and is a predicted model, not a curated record. The transcript is spliced from 6 exons. The coding region runs from base 13 to 846 and encodes 277 amino acids. Lineage: Eukaryota; Metazoa; Arthropoda; Insecta; Diptera; Drosophilidae. Gene Ontology annotation, molecular function: GTP binding; GTPase activity.